AUGGGUGACAGAGGAAGAGGUCGAAGUGGCUGGAGAGGCAGAGGUAGAGGAAGGUUCAGAGGAAGAUCUGGAAACAGAAAUGGUGGCAGAAAUAGUGAAUCAGUGGCCCAAGAAAAUUCUAGAAAUAAUGGGUCUGAAGGCAGAGGAGGAAAUCAGAACAGAGGUAGAGGAAGAAGUGAUAGGAGGCCAUAUGAUAAAAGAAAAUAUAAUGUUAUAACUAUAACAAAUAUGGGCAUUAUUCUUAUGAAAUGUUGGCAUGAGGAUACAUCAAAGAAUGGGCAGAAAGGAGAGGAAGCAAAUCUAGUGCCAAAGGAAGAAGAUGGGUCUGAUUCAACCAAGUUUUGCUUAUGGCAACAACAACCAGUAAAGAAGAGGAAAACAUGA
This is a messenger RNA of Vigna unguiculata (cowpea), 384 nucleotides long. The record is from RefSeq and is a predicted model, not a curated record. Lineage: Eukaryota; Viridiplantae; Streptophyta; Magnoliopsida; Fabales; Fabaceae.